AUGCACGUCUUCUCCAACACCAUCUCCCUCCUACUCCCCCUGCUGCUGCUCGGCGGCAGCCAGGAAGCCCACGCUUCGCCGGCAGCGCUAGACAAGCGCCAGACCACGGGGCAGUACUGUAACCCGGAAUCGCAGAUUUGUUAUCUGGAGUACUCGUGGGGCCCGACGGUACCCGUGUUCCGCAUCGCCGUGCCCGACACGGCGUCGUCCAACACACCGUUCGACACGCUCCUGCAGAUCGUCGCACCGGCAUCGCUUGGCUGGGUCGGCUUUAGUUGGGGCGGCGGCAUGACGCUCAACCCGCUGGCGGUGGUGUGGCCGAACGGUCAGAGCGCGACCGUUUCCUCGCGGUGGUCGACCGGCCGCACCCUCCCCGACCUCUACCCCUCAGCAACGUACCACACCGUCUCGGCCUCGCGCAACAGCACGCACUGGACGGUCGAGGCAGUGUGCAAGGGCUGCAGCCAGUGGAGCGGGGGCGGGCUGAGCGCGACGGGGACCAACACGUUCGCGUGGGCGGUCAGCAAGACGGCAGUGGCGCAGCCCGCUAACAGCGCGAGCAGCUUCCAGAUCCAUAACAACGUCGGGAUGUUCUCGGAGGGGCUGGAGGAGGGGAAGGUGCCGGCGGCGGUGUUUGAGGAGUAUGUCAAGGGGGCGAAAUAG
Molecule: messenger RNA, 663 nt
Organism: Chaetomium globosum CBS 148.51
Lineage: Eukaryota; Fungi; Ascomycota; Sordariomycetes; Sordariales; Chaetomiaceae
Exons: 2
Coding region: 1-663 (220 amino acids)
Source: RefSeq, a predicted model, not a curated record